Messenger RNA from Paraglomus brasilianum, 552 nucleotides. The record is from the annotation of a GenBank genome assembly. NCBI's taxonomy places the organism in Eukaryota, Fungi, Glomeromycota, Glomeromycetes, Paraglomerales, Paraglomeraceae.
AUGUCAUCUACCACAAGAGCACCACAACAGUCUAAAAUGUCCUCAGCUGAGAUGCUUUCUAUAUUCUCCAGUGUGCCUAAUUCAGUGUUCGAAUCCACACCGAAACGCUCUAGAAAACGAGAAUCAACCCCAGUCGGUCGCCAAACUAAGAGAUCCCGUGUUAAUAAAAGCGAAAGCUUGUUAGACAAUAUCGAUGAUCUCCUCGAAUUGAGCAAGCGUCAACAGACACAAGAGAAGUUGUGGAAGAUGUUAGACGAGGAUGACACCAAGAAUGAUGCAUACAUUAACGAUGAAGGAGAUAUGGAAGUAGAGAGUAAACAUGUGAGAAGGAGGCGCAAAGAAACGAUAGAUCAGCCCACGGUUCUCGAAGAAUAUGUCGAAAGGCCGGGGGAAGAGCAUGGAAAGAAAUUUAGAAAGCAAAAGAUUAAGGGCGACUACGUAGACAAGGACUCGGCCGAUGCUAUUAUAGAGUAUAUACCUAAUAAGUUUGAAGGUAUUCCUGGAAUUAAGUUUGAAUCUGCGAGGACCGAAUUUAAAAAGUUUAACUACUAA